CAAGAGCUGUUGAGAGUCUACCACCAAGAUGCUGAGAACGAUAGCUAGAAAUUUUACAGCCACGAGGAGAGCGCCACAGAAAUCACAGGGUUUGGAUUAUUUGCUAGAGAACAUGGAGCCUCUGCAGACGAGAUCCAGCGCGCAGAACCCGUCAGAGUAUCUGCCAGCAAGCUCCUUCAGAACUGGCCACAGCUACUACCCCUCGAGCUUUGGACACACGCCCGCACAAUUCUUCAAAAAGCCUUCAGCGCCCGAGGGUGUCAAGUUACCUGAUCUGAACAGGCUCUCUCUGUCCCCUAACGCCAUGUCUGUCUUCUUAACCUCGAUGGGCAAGAUACAAUCAAGGAGGAAGACCGGCUUGAGCUGGAAAGAACAGCGCAAACUGGGCAAGGCAGUCAGGAGAGCAAGACAGAGCGGUCUUUUGAACACAUUCGCCGUCGGGUCUAACAGGAAGUUGUAAUAAAUGAGCGUAUGCAUGCACUCAAAAAAGUACUAUAAUGGUAUUAGGCUUUCUUGGCUUCGUCAACGGAUUCUUCUGGGUGUCCCUUGGUCUCCUCAGCUGCUGCGUCUUCUUUGGCUUCCUCUUUGGUGUCCUCCUUUGGGGCAUCCUCCUUGGCUGGAGCGUCAUCCUUCAGCUCGCCGUUCAACUUGACACCCUCUUCGAACUUGUCCUUGAAAGCCGUUGCGUUCUCUGCGUUAGCGAAUCUGAUAGCCAAUGUUUCAGCUGUUGGCUCGCCCUCUGAGACAUCUGCAGCGACUGCCCAUACCCAGCUGCGAUCGCUGCCAAUGUUAGGAGAGAGCUUCAUGUCUGGGGUGAGGAAGUGGUUCGCGCAGACCUUCAAUGUCUUGUCUCUGCGCAUGACCAGACGUACUUUCUUGGUCUCCUUGUGCUGGAGUAUACGGACGUCACCCGUACCCCUCUCCUUCCAUUCGGAGGAAUCCUUAGCGAACCUGAACAGCUUUGCUCUGAUCUUGAAGAGGACUUCCUCGUCCUCCUCGUUUGUCUUUGUCUCGACCGUCUCUGUGAGCUUAACAACAGGCUCGAAGUGAGCUGUUGACUCUUCUUGUGGCUCUUCAACGUGUGCUGUCUCUGGCUUUGGCUCUUCUGCUGACAUUAUGGAUGUAAGCGCUCGAGAUCGUCCCAGGCUUCUUCUUCUCUGAAACGCCAGAUUAAAAAUUAUUCAACUAUGCAGCAAUUAUUAUACGCUAUACUGGCUCUGGCAGUCACUAUAGAAGCCUACAUUGUGACUAUACCAGCCCGCUCUAAGGAUUGUUAUUUCGAGGACUUGCACAAGAAUGAUGAGAUGACCGUCACUUACCAGGUGUCCAGCGGUGGCAAUCUCGACAUCGACUUCGCACUCUCUGACCCUUCUGGCCCCCUAUACACCAACAACGGCAAAGAUACCGGUACUUAUUCGUUCAUCGCAGACAAAGACGGCAGGUACACCUACUGCUUCAGCAACGCUAUGAGCUACAACACUGACAAGACGCUGUCCUUCAACGUGCACGGCAUCUUGUACGUGCCAGACGAGGGACACACCCUCCCGAUCGAACACGAGAUACGUGUCCUCGCAGACAACAUUAAGGCUGUCCAGGAUGAGCAGGAGUAUCUCAAAGCGCGUGAGAGAAGCCACAGAAAUACCGCAGAAUCAACAAAUAGCAGGGUGAAAUGGUGGUCGCUUGCACAGUCUGGCUUGCUGAUCGUCACUUGCGCCUGGCAGGUGUACUAUUUGAAGGCUUUCUUCGAAGUCAAGAGAGUAAUCUAAUACAUUUGAUAGUACAAAUGAACGUGUAUUCCAUUAAAUGAGUUGUUUAGUAAAAA
This is a messenger RNA of Wallemia mellicola CBS 633.66, 1822 nucleotides long. RefSeq names its product supernatant protein factor, C-terminal domain-containing protein. The record is from RefSeq and is a predicted model, not a curated record. Gene Ontology annotation, cellular component: endoplasmic reticulum-Golgi intermediate compartment; endoplasmic reticulum; COPII-coated ER to Golgi transport vesicle. The transcript has 7 exons. The coding region runs from base 1188 to 1766 and encodes 192 amino acids. Gene Ontology annotation, biological process: Golgi organization; endoplasmic reticulum to Golgi vesicle-mediated transport; intracellular protein transport. Lineage: Eukaryota; Fungi; Basidiomycota; Wallemiomycetes; Wallemiales; Wallemiaceae.